AUGGAUCAUUUACGGACGAGGCCGGGUGUGCUGCUACUCGUCCAUGUACUUUUUUUGUUCACCCUCAAACGCAUUGGCGCAUCAGAGGCGGAGAAAAGGCUCCUGGACUAUCUGCUCCAGAAAAACAGAUACAACAAAGACAUUCGCCCGGCCAUCAAUAACUCGCAGCUGGUUACAAUCGCCUUUCACAUCUCCCUGUGCCAGAUCGUCAAUGUCGAUGUAAGGGAGCAGAUAAUGACGACCAACUUGUGGCUCAUCCAGGAGUGGGUUGACUACCGGCUCAGGUGGGCCCCAGCUGACUAUGAAGGAAUGGACGCGACGCGGCUGCCCUCCAAAGAGAUCUGGCUUCCCACUAUCGGCCUUAACAAUAAUGCUGACGGCGAAUACAGGGUUCCCUUACACAGCAACGCCAUAGUGUCCUCGGAUGGGAACGUCACAUGGAAGCCGCCUGCCAUCUAUAAAAGUUCCUGCAAGAUCAACGUCAAGCACUUCCCAUUUGACCAGCAGAAUUGCACCAUUACGUUUCGCCCCUUGGUCUGUGACCACAACGAGAUCGACCUGGUGCUCAAGCACGACUUGGCAAAGUUGGACGACUUCACUCCAAGCGGCGAGUGGGACAUCGUGUCCUUGCACGGCCGCAAAAACAAGGACCCUUCUGACCCCGCGUGCGUAGACAUCACCUACGACUUCAUCAUCAAGAGGAAACCUCUCUUCUACACCAUCUACUUCAUCAUACCAUGCGUGCUCGUCAGCUUUCUCACAAUCCUCGUCUUCUACCUGCCGUCUGACUGCAGCGCGAAGAUGACUCUGUGCCUCUCCGUGCUGCUCGCUCUCACCGUGUUCCUGCUGCUCAUCUCCAAGAUCGUGCCGCCCACGUCCCUGGACGUCCCGCUCAUCGGCAAAUACCUGAUGUUCAACAUGGUGCUGAUCACCUUUUCCAUCGUGACGAGCGUCUGCGUCCUGAACGUGCACCACCGAUCUCCGAGCACGCACACCAUGCCGAACUGGGUCAAGAAGGUCUUCCUGCACAAGCUGCCCAUGCUCUUGUUCAUGCAGCGGCCCAAGAACAGCUCGGCACGCGACCGCAUGAGACAAAAACAUUUGGGCGCCUCGUUCGCGAGCAAGGUGCACGGCGAGGGUGCGGACGCGUGCUUCGUGAACCCGGCGUCCGCCAACAAGUACGGCUUCAAAAUGCAGGACCUCUCGGGCCCCUUCCGGAACAUUUCCGAGCUGAGGUUCCGCACCUCGUCCAAGUGGACGCCCGAGAUGCAGGAAGCCGUGGACGGGGUCAGGUUCAUCGCGGACCACACGCGCAGCGAGGACGAAGACCAGAGCGUGAUCGAGGACUGGAAGUACGUGGCCAUGGUGAUCGACCGCCUCUUCCUGGAGAUAUUCGUGGUGAUGUGCGUGAUUGGGACCGUGGGGAUAUUCCGACAGCCGCUGUUUCAGAACUAAACGACACCAACCAUCGCUUAGCUAUUAAAAUGGGGGGUGGGAGCUUCCCACAGCGGCAAACAACAACCGCCCCCUCCCCCCAUAGCCGUCCUCACCCAUACCUUUGGAAAUGACUUAAUUGCUUUUAAUAUACCAAAACGACACUCAUACGUGUCAUGUAUAUGGAUAUACAGUACACAUUUCUCUAAACCGAGCUUUGUAUAAAAGUACGUGAAAAUUCAAGCA
Messenger RNA from Lethenteron reissneri (Far Eastern brook lamprey), 1680 nucleotides. RefSeq names its product neuronal acetylcholine receptor subunit beta-4-like. Gene Ontology annotation, biological process: monoatomic ion transmembrane transport. Gene Ontology annotation, cellular component: postsynaptic membrane. Gene Ontology annotation, molecular function: transmembrane signaling receptor activity; acetylcholine-gated monoatomic cation-selective channel activity. Lineage: Eukaryota; Metazoa; Chordata; Hyperoartia; Petromyzontiformes; Petromyzontidae. The record is from RefSeq and is a predicted model, not a curated record.